CGCUACUCCUGCGACGGAAAGCACUCGAGCUCCCCACGAGAUGGCAGCAGCCACGACCGCGGCCGCGCUGAGCAUGAAGCUCCUCGUCGACCGCAAGGCGCAGCGGGUGCUGUUCGCGGAGGCGAGCAAGGAGGUCGUCGACUUCCUCUUCUCCCUCCUCGCGCUGCCCGUCGCCACGGCGGUCAAGCUGGUCGGGAAGGACGCCAUGGUGGGUUGCGUCGGCAACCUGUACGCCAGCGUCGAGAAGCUCGACGGCACCUACGUCCAGGCCGGCGCCGUCAAGGACGCGCUCCUCUCCCCCACCGUGCUCUCGCCGACGGCAAGCUCCAACAGCCCCCUCCUCCGCCUGCCGGCGGCGCCGCCGUCCGGGCAGCCGAAGAGCUACUUCAGGUGCAAGUACGGCUGCAACGGCUACACCUACGUGACGGACGCGAGCGGUGCCCUCUGUCUGGGCUGCAACAGCCAGAUGAAGACGGCACUCCAGUACGUGGCGCCAAGCUCCGGCCAGCAGGCGCAGAGCGCCUCCGCCGGGGAGGCGAAAGGGUUCGUGCAGGGCAUCGUGACGUACACGGUGAUGGACGACCUGAUGGUGACGCCCAUGUCCACCAUCUCCGGCAUCACCCUGCUCAACGCCUUCGUGGCGAGGGACCUCGGAGACCUCCAGGAGAAGACCGUGCAGCUCGGCUACAACGAGGGUUUGGCGAUCCUGAAGGCGUCGCUGGAGUCCAAGACCGUCCUCACCGACGUCUUCCUCCAAAGCAACAAGAAGAAGGCCCCCGCCCGCGGUCGUGCUUGAAGGGCGGCGGCGCUGCUCUCCUGCGAUUGUGGUUGGUCUUUUGUGAUGCUUCAGCUAGCUCUCUGCUCUGGGUUGUAAUCCGUUCCAGCCUUUUGGUUUGUCACUGAAGUCACCUGGGUCUGGUAGCUGCCGUUGGCACGCCUUGCCUUACAACUAGUACUAGUAGUAGCCCGUCAUGGGUCCUUGGCUGCAAUGUGUGCUGCCAUAGAACUGGAGUUCGCUGGUAAUGUAGUAGGCAGUAGUACUGUCUGUGCAGUGCGCCGCGUAGCUGUUUCUUCUGCCUGAUCAUCACUGAA
Messenger RNA from Panicum virgatum (switchgrass), 1092 nucleotides. RefSeq lists its product as uncharacterized. The transcript is spliced from 2 exons. NCBI's taxonomy places the organism in Eukaryota, Viridiplantae, Streptophyta, Magnoliopsida, Poales, Poaceae. The record is from RefSeq and is a predicted model, not a curated record. Bases 41 to 796 code for a protein of 251 amino acids.